Egretta garzetta (little egret) is the source of this 1056-nucleotide messenger RNA. It is a transcript of the gene CTSA, whose product is annotated as cathepsin A. Gene Ontology annotation, molecular function: serine-type carboxypeptidase activity. The annotation marks the transcript as partial. The record is from RefSeq and is a predicted model, not a curated record. Lineage: Eukaryota; Metazoa; Chordata; Aves; Pelecaniformes; Ardeidae. The transcript is spliced from 11 exons. Gene Ontology annotation, biological process: proteolysis.
UCCCCAGCUCCUUUGCUGUCUCUGCAGAUUGCCAACGUGCUCUACCUCGAGUCCCCCGCUGGCGUCGGCUUCUCCUACUCUGACGACAAGAAGUACACCACGAACGACACCGAGGUCGCUCACAACAACUACCUGGCGCUGAAGGAGUUCCUCAGGCUCUUCCCCGAGUACUCCAAGAACGAUCUCUUCCUCACUGGGGAGAGCUAUGGGGGGGUCUACAUCCCCACGCUGGCCGAGUGGGUGAUGCAGGACCCCAGCCUCAACCUGAAGGGAAUCGCUGUGGGAAAUGGCCUGUCCUCCUACGAGAUCAAUGACAACUCCCUGGUUUACUUUGCCUAUUACCAUGGCUUGCUGGGGACUGAGCUGUGGAAGGACUUGCAGGCCUUCUGCUGCUCCCAAGGGACGUGCAACUUCCACGACAACUCCAACCUGAACUGCACGCUCAAGAUGGAGGAGAUGAUUCAGAUCGUAGAGGAGUCCGGCCUCAACAUCUACAACCUCUAUGCCCCGUGCGAUGGCGGUGUCCCUGGGAGCAUGAGGUAUGAGGGUGACUACCUCAUCACACAUGACCUGGGCAACUCCUUCAUCCGGAUGCCGAUGAGGUUCUCCUGGCGGCAGAACCUGUUCCGGAUGCCGGUAGCCCGGAAGAAGGUCCGGAUGGACCCUCCCUGCACAAACUCCACGGCCCCCAGGGUGUAUCUGAACUCCCCGGAGGUGAGGAAGGCUCUCCACAUCUGCCCCGAAGCCCCGGAGUGGCAGGUGUGCAGCUUCGAGGUGAACCGCAGCUACAAGCGCCUGUACAUGCAGAUGAACGACCAGUACCUGAAGCUGCUCGGAGCCACAAAAUACCGGAUCCUGGUGUACAACGGAGACGUCGACAUGGCCUGCAACUUCCUUGGAGACGAGUGGUUUGUGGACUCCCUGUGCCAGAAGGUGCAGGUGGCUCGCCGGCCCUGGCUCUACUCUGAAGGAGGCGAGAACCAGAUCGGGGGCUUCGUGAAGGAAUUUACCAACAUCGCCUUCCUCACCGUCAAGGGAGCUGGCCACAUGGUGCCC